UCACAACGGCAGAGGCGGCGGACACUCAAUAUGGCUUCCGUACGAUUGGUCUCCGGUCGCUCGUCCGUUCCGUAAAAAUAAUAAUUUUUUUUUAUUAAUAAUAAAAUUUUUUGACAAAAUUAGUAGUCGCUAUUUAAAAAAAAAUUUAUUUUACCUACGAUAAUUCGCGCGAUCGUUAGUGUGGCCGCCGCCCUCCAGUGUAACAUAUUUUUAUUUCAUGUAAAUCGUUUUAUGCGUGUGCGCUAAAAUCCGUAGUCGUGUCGUUAAAGUGUAUUUGUGUGUGUUUGUGUGCGCGUCUUAUUCUAUAAAAUAUUAUAGUAAAUGCUGGUGUUAUUGUGUUCCGGGUGAUUAGUGUCGGUGGUGGUUGCUGUCGUGUCCGACGCGGUGCGCACGACAAGUGAAAAUAUUGUAUAGUUGUGUAGAUCGUUGUGGCUUUAUAGAGUUAAAAGUCGUAGAGUGUCGGUGGUGUAAAUCCGUCAUCGGCGUCUCUGUGUGCGAUAUCCAUUAUGUCGUAUUUCUGAACCGCUUCGGAGAAACCGAAUUGCCGCCGUUGCAGCCGUCUUCAUCAUCACUAUCAUGAAUUACCGUCCGAAACCUAAUCCUUUCGAUGGAUUGAGGAAUUCUCCGUCUUCGCACAACCGUGGAGGACUCAGUUAUAUGACUACAAUGGAACGGGAAAAACAACGUGAGAAAGAAAGGCAAUCCAGACAGCAACAAGUUUCUGAGAACAAUGUCAAAGACAAGAAAGAACUGUUCGGCUCUCCAGUAAAGGUGGACGACGCUAACGACGACGAACAGAGCCAGCUGAUCCAGAGUCAGUUGGGUUCGUUCGACGACGCCAAACCGUACUUGGACCUGGUGUUCAGCUGCGGAAUCACCGGCAUGCCGCCGAGUCCCGCCCCCCCGCCACCGCCGUCAUCGUCACUGUCCGUCGCCGGAAUGAUGCAGCACCACCACUCGUCGGCAUCAUCGUAUCCCUCCUCGUCGUCGGCAGCCGUCUCUACAGCAUCGGUGAAGUCGCACCAUCACGCUGCCGCCGCCGCCACUGUGAUCGGCCAACAACAGUCAUCAUCUAGGAGAUCCGUAUCGCCCGCGUCUGGCGGUGGAUCUGUGGCACCCGUUGUCGCGGCGUCCUUCAAGAAACCAACUGUCACGUCACACGCCAUGGCCAGGUCAUCAUCGUCAUCUGGGGGCAGCGGUGGCGGAUCCUCUUCCUCGACGCACUUUCAGCCGCCUGCCAAUCCACCCAGAAGCAGUAAUUUUUUGAAACCUGGUGAAAUGAAGCCACCCUACUCAAUGAGCCGAUCGACGAGCAGCAGCAUGAGAAGUAGCCAUUCUUCGCAUCACAGGCCCACACACAAACCCAAUCUUGCCAUAUCAAAUGUAAAGAAUAGUCAUAAUUCAAACGAUACCAACACGCCCAGCACGAUUGAAGACAUUCUAAACGAAAUGACCGUUGGUCUUCCACUCGUGUCGGACAUUGCGGAAACGCCAAGGGUCUCGAUAGUCGAUUCCAAGUACACCGCCGAUGGAAAGGUGGAACCACAGCAAAGGAUGAGCCCCAAAGACGCGUCCGAGAGCUUGAAAAAAAUGCUCGGAGAACCCAAACAACUGUUUGCGGAUCCCGUGCAUAGAAACCAACAGCCAUCAUCGCACGGCGUUUCGCCGGACGCCGCUGCUUCCGUCUCCGCUGCAGCAGCAGCAGCCGCCGCGGCUGUGCCCAUGGACGCCAAACCGUCGGGACCAUACAACCAUUCGUUGUUUGCGUCGUACAUGGUUAAACCGUCGGUAAGAGGAUCUAACAUUAUGCCACAACCGCAGCAGACGCAACUGAUGCAGGAAUCGCAACAGUUAUCGUUAUCACCACCCUCUGAUAAGAUCCGCCGGAGUUCUACAUCGACCAACGUCAUAUCGUCGGACACAACCAACUGCAGUUCAGCAAAGGCCGACAAGACCAGUAGUGAUAUGUCCGUGGACGAGGACAGUUCAUCCAGCGAGGAAGAAGGCGAGAAGGACAGCAGUUCGGAUAGUAGCUGCAGUGAUAGCGAGAGCAACGACGAAAAGAAGGAAACGGUUCCGCCGGCGGCCGUUUCGCCACCCCCACAAGAAGAACAGGAAGAAGAGCCCAAGUGGUAUCUGAAAAACUUUUUGAAAAAGAGUACGCCCGAUACGAACAACACGACCAGGACGUCACAACAGGAGGAACCUGCUGGAAUGACUGAUCCUAAAUCUAGUCCAACCUUUCCUACACAACGAUCUGAGGUUAUUGAAUUAUUAUCAGAAAUGUCAGACUCAGACUCCAAUCACAGUGAUAAGCAAAAAAGCCAAUCUGAUUCGUCAUCUUCUUCAUCUUCUUCAUCUUCAUCAUCCGAGGAUGAAGACGAUAAAAAGAAAAAGCCUCGUGAUAGUAGUUGUGAUAGUGAUUCAUCCUAUAGUAGCCGUUCACAUGCAUCAUCUAAACCAAUAACAGACUUACACAAAAAAUACUCUGCAUUAGCAAAAUGUGAGAAAAAAGAUCUCAAAAAAUCAUCUGUAAAACCUACUAAAUUAGUAGAGAGAAAAUCGACACCAGUGUUAAUAAAAAAAGAGGAACCAGUUGAAGAACCGGCUGUGAAAAAGAGAGGUCGAAAGAAGGGUCCAAUAAAGACUCCAAAACCUCCUCUACCAUCCAAAAUCAAGUCAAAACCUUUGAUUUCAUCAGAUACAGAAGAUGAUGAACCGCCUAAACCAGUAAAAAUAAGUGAAAAACGAAGAGGUCGACCACCAGGCAGUAGUAAAAAGUCAAAAGUUAUAUCAGCUAGCAGUGAAUCAGAAGAAUGGACUGAUAGUAGCCGUAAGAGUCGAAAAAAAGAUUCUGAAAAGAAGUCUUCACAUUCAGUAAAGAAAACACCAUCCUGGGAAAAAAACCAACCACAAAAACCUGUAGCUCGAGUCAGUGCUGCUCUACGUCCUCCACGUUCGAUUUCAAGCAGUGUAGAUUCAGAUUCCUCUGAUGUAGAAUGUAGGCCGCCACCUAUGUCAACAACAACUGAAAGUCCACCCAAACUUGAUGUUGAAGGAAUCAAAGUACAAGACAAGAAAAAGAAUGAUACUUUAAGGAAGCUGUUUAUAACACGACGUGAAGAUGGUGGUGCUAAAAGUGGUGGAAAAUCCAAAGGUGGUAAAGGUGGCAAAGGUGGAGUUAUUAUAAUUGAUAACAACGAAGCAAUGCGCAAUGACAAUGAACGUGUUAUAUCUCCUGUACCAGUCAUUCCACUUAUGCCUAAAGAACCUGAAAGCCUAAAGACUUUAAAAUUAUCUGUGAUGUGUAAAAUACCAUUAAGUAAAUUGCCACCUAAUUUUAAUUACUUGAUGAAACCAGCAAGAUCUGAAGAGCUGAGAACCUGUGCUGAUUUGGCAAAUACGCGGCAAGAUGAAAAGAAACAAAAGCAUAGACAUCAUAAACAUCAUCACAAAGGUAGUCCAUCACAAACGACUUCAGGAUCAGAAAAAUCUAAAUCCAACGAAUCUCCAGCAAACACUGCUCCGCCUACUCAGCCUCUCCUCCAACAGCCAUCUUCUGAUGGCUAUUCCAAAGGCAUGAUGGACAAUGUAAAUGUAUGGCGUAAACCAACAUCUGUAUGUGCAGUAAUACCAGAAGCUAAAGUUAAACCUCUAGAGCAUAGUACUAUGUCAUAUUUGCAACGUCCAGCUGCCACCAGCGGUUUGAUUCAUGGACCUUAUGAAGAAUCAUCUGAAGAUGAAGAUGGUGGACCACCUCCUUUUCUUCCUUAUAGUACUACUGCUGUUCAAAUAAUGGACCCUCGGUAUAAACGUUCACUGGAAUUAGAUCAAUACUCUCCUAAUGCGUCAAAAAGACGAAAGUUUCACAAUCCGACUGGGUCAGCAACACUAGGAAGAUAUGCUACUGGAAUAGGCGAUGGAUUAAUAAAUGAUAUCUUGGUGGAUCGCAUGCAUGAAGUUCCUGUACAACCUCCUCCCAGACAACCUUCAUGGCGCAUGCAAUCCAUGCAUCAUCAGUACCCUCCAAGGAAAAGAUUCUUCUCAUAUUUUGUAACCGACUUGUACCCUGAAAACAACAUGCACCAAGAGGUUCCAUUAAAGGAAGCACAAGCUUUGACCAAAUUAGCAGAAUAUGAACCUGAUCCCAUUACCCAAGAAAUGAAAUAUUUGGAUGGUAUACUAUGUUUUGUACUUAGCGGUCAUUUGAUGGAGAAUGAUGGGACCAGGGAAAGAGCAGUGCUCAAAAUUUAUAAUGAUACUGUUGACUUAAUUAAAGUUAUUUGGUCAAAAAUCUACAACUACCGUGCAGACUGUGAUCACGAGGAGUUAGAUGAAAUAUUUGAAAUGGCUGAUAAUCCAGAAAGGGAUAAUAGACUGUUGAUACUUUGGAUGAGGUGUCUUAGCUUCUUGAGAUUAAAAUUGUUUAAACUACUUGUAUACCAAAAUAGACAGAAUUUCAAGACUGUUCAGCAACAUUUCCUCAAGAAUGUGGGUUCAAGUCCUAUUUCACCCUCUCCAUCACCAGCCAGUUCUGUGGAGAGUCACUCGUCAGGAUACUGUAGUAGUAGCAUUACACCCGGUGGUGGAGCUGUAUCGUCAGGGGCGGCGACAGGUGUGAUCGGAGUUCCAAUAGUUGUACACAAUGCUAUUCAUUCGCAACACAUAUUGUAUUGUCAUUUGGCUGCAGCUCACGAAAUGUGGCAACGUGCUGACCUUUUAGUUAUGCGCGGAAAACACACACAAUUUUUUGUUGAGAUGGACCGACAUUGUGGACCUCUCACAUUACAUAGCACUGGUCAUGAUCUCACAUUGUAUGCUCGCAUUGCCAUUUCUCGCAUGAGAUGUGAGUUUAAUAUAAAAAAUUACCUUCCAUGAUAUUAGAUGAACACCUCGGAAGCUAAGUCAUCGCACAUAUAAAAAAGUACAGACCGUACAGUCUUGUCACAUUUCAUCAUCGUCUUGGGCUUCAUUGUAACGAGGAAUUUCAUUUCUGUUUCAUGCAAAUCGUGUAUAAACUACUUAAUGUAGAUUAUAACGUUAUGAUAUAUAUCCUGUAUAUAACUCAUGUACAGCUACUUCUAAUUCUCUUCAGUAUAUUCUGUGUAUUUUUUUUUUUUAAAUAAUUUUAACUUCGAAUUGAUAAAUUGUUAUAUUUUGACACAAAAUACUAAAAAAAUAAAUAAAAAAAGUUAUAUUAAUAUAUAUUUAUAAUAAAAAAUUAUGUAUAUGUAAAUCAUAUAUGAAAAAUAUUAAUUAAAAUUUGGUUCAGAGCAAGACUCUUAAAUAACAGUCUUAAAAAGCAAAUUUUGGUUUGGGUAUUUAACAUGGGAUUUUAAAUAUAUGAUUAUUAUUAUUUUUAUGUACUACGUAUAUAUACAUUAUUAAUCUUGUAAUCUUAAUCUUUUGAUGACAUUAAGAUACAUAUUAUUUUAAUCUUGCAACUUUUAAAAAAUACCAAAAAAAAAAAAAAAAACAAAAAAAAAUAAUAAACAGUAUAUCUGUUUUAUGAAUAAUUAUAAUUUAGAAAUUAAUAUACCUAUAUAUAUAUAUAUUUUUUUAUAACAAGUUAUAAACAUCUGAUUAAUUAUGUCGUAUAGUAAAGGACAAUUAUUAAGAGUUUGUUUUACAUGUAAAACAAAAACAAAAAAAAAUGUAUAAAAGAAAAGUUGUGUAAUUAAAAUAAAACUAUAUAUGUAUCUAGUAUAUAUUGUAUAAUUGUAUAUAUAAUAUAUAUUAAUAUGUAUAUGUGGGAAUUCAUUCCUCGCUUAGUUAAAUUUAUCUGAUUGUUAUGUCUGAGAUGCUAUUUUAAUGCUCGGUCAAGCAGUCUAAAUAAUAAAAGAAAUAAUAAUUUUUUUUAUUAAUUUUAAGAGUUACCUUUGUGUAAAGUAAAAUAUGUAUGUAGUAGCCAAAUGUGUACAAAACGACACCAACGUUUAAUUAUUAUUAUAAAAAAUUUUUUGUUUUGAUUUUCUGGAUGAAAGAAUCAUAUUUAGGGCAUCGGUGGGGUCGAUCAAUUGUAUUGACGAAUUUUGUCUUUUGACCGCACUAAGUCGUGCAAAAGAUAAAGUGGUAAAUAAUAUUUUUCUUCUAUGAUAUUUAGUAUAUUACUCUUUAUAUAUAUUAUAAAAUGAUAAAUGUAUAAAAAUACUAAUUUUUCAUUCUUCCCAAUCAAUUUUUUUCUAAAAUUUACCUUAGAAUGAGCUUUGUGAGUUAUUAUCGAUUAUUAAUAAAUAUAAACAAUAUAAUUGCAAAAAAUAAUAUUAUAUUUAACAUAAUACAUAUAUAUUUUAUAAACUUUUCAGUGCUUAAGUAACUAGUAGUGUUAUAUUUGUAUUAUGUAUCUACACGUGGUCUGGAAAUUUUUUUUUUUGUCAGUUUGCCAACAAUUUCUGACCCGUGAAUAUGACCAACAAAUUCGUUCAAUCGCCUUAUGUUGUUUUAAAACAACGAUUUAGAAAGACUUAUAUUAAUGCCACAAGUUAAAAUUUAUUUCAUUUACAUGAUUAAUAAUUAAAUUUUAAUUAAUAUAGUCUUAUCAUUAGACUGUAACAUUUUUUUUAGACAAUAUGUGUAUAAAAGAUACAAAAAAAUUAUAAACAAAACCAAAGUCUGAGUUAUAUUGCCUUAAAAUGUAAUCGAUAUAUUAAAUACUAUAUUAUAAUAUUCAAAAUGAAAUAUAUUUAGUGAUGUUUAAAUUUAGAUUUAAAAUAAAUAAUAAAAAUACUCAUCCCCCUACCUAUUCACCCAAAAAGAUUUUAAACAAAAAAUGUAGUCCCAUUUUACUUUCUUUGUUGUUUUGUUAGUGUUUAAUUUAUUAUUAUUUUUUUUUCGUUAUAUUAUACAAACAGAUAAACAUUACCAAUUUCCACAUGUUUUAGUUUGUAAUAUUGUCAUUAUUAUUAUUAUUAUUAUUAUUGUCUUUUUUUUUUUUUUAAUAAUUCCGUCACGCACACAAAAUGAUUUAGUUGAAUUAUGUGUUAUUAAAAAAUAAUUUUAAUCCGAACAGUAUUUUAUUUUAUUUUUUUUCGUGCGAUUUAAAUGCAGUAAUGUUAUUACUUAUUACUGUACUAUACUACUACUAUUAUUAAUAUUAUUAUUAUUAUUAUUAUUAUUAUUAUUAUUAUUAUUAUAUAUUGUAAACCCUGACUGCUGAGGCACAGCCUACGCUCACGAGUUGAUCCCGUUACCUUAUUUUUUUCCUCCUUGUCCGCCUCCUUCCCGUUUACCGUUAAUUUAUCCAAAAUACGGUUAACUAUAACAAUUGUGAAGAAAAAAAAGAUUGUUAAUAAUAAAAAAAAUUUGCAAUGGAUUAUUAAUUAUUCUUAUAUAUAAUAUUAUUAUGUUAAGGAUAGAAAAAAUUAUAUUAUCAUUUAAUAUUUUUAUGUUAUACCUAUAAUUUAUAAAAUUUUAAAAUUAAAAAAAAAACUAAAACUAUUUGAAAAAUAUAUAUAUAUAAAAAAAAUAAAUAAAAUAAAAUAA
Messenger RNA from Rhopalosiphum padi (bird cherry-oat aphid), 7482 nucleotides. Its product is annotated as AF4/FMR2 family member lilli-like. The record is from RefSeq and is a predicted model, not a curated record. The transcript is spliced from 18 exons. Gene Ontology annotation, cellular component: super elongation complex; nucleus. The coding region runs from base 577 to 4878 and encodes 1433 amino acids. Gene Ontology annotation, biological process: regulation of gene expression. NCBI's taxonomy places the organism in Eukaryota, Metazoa, Arthropoda, Insecta, Hemiptera, Aphididae.